AUGCUGGAAUCAGAGGACCCAAACAAAAAGCGAAAAAGAAUUAGACGAGCUUGUGAUUUUUGUCGUUCAAAAAAAGCCAAGUGUGAUGGCAAGUCACCAGUGUGUUCAAACUGUUUUGCAAAUAAGGAGGAAUGCAUUUAUUCCCAACCAGUUAAGCGAAGAGGAUUACCGACUGGAUAUACACAUGAUUUAGAAAAGAAAGUCCGACUAUUUCAGGGGUUAAUAGCAAGGUUGUGUGAAGAUAAAUAUGUCCAAUCACGGCUACAAACCAUUUUAAAUGACGAGUCAUUGGUGGAUGAUCUUGUGGAACUAGAGAAAUCAUGGAAUAGUAAUAGCAUUUCAGAACUCUUUGACCAAGUUGCAUCACAGAGUAAUUCAAAAAAUAAUAUCGCCAAACUUGCAACCCAUAAACCAACACCAGUUCAAUCGGACUCAACACCUGUAUCAACAUUGGACGGUAACCCGCCUUUGACAACACUGCAAUGCCAAGUAUGUCAAAAAAGUCAGGAUAGAAAAUUUCGGAAAGCACAUACGCCAGACCCACUGCAAACAAUCUCAGCGUCACCGUCAACAUCACAAACAGCAACAGCAGCAACAGCAGCAACAGCAGCAGCAACAGUAGCAGCAGAUAACGCUAUCAAUCCAGUUAUUGGAAGUGAUAGACCUACCUCGAUAUAUCCCAGCACACCUAGCCCUUUUGUUAGUGAUCUGGCGUUUUUUUUAAACUAUGAUGUUUUCCAGUUUAUUUCCGACGAGAUUGAAGGUGUUGAAAACCCAGAAAACUGGGAGCCGGUGGCCUUACAAUAUCAUGGAUUGUCUUCAAUAAUAUCCGGGUUCACGAAUAAAGUAGUACAACAAUAUAAUAGUAAAUUGAAUAAUGUUUUCAAAAACCCAUUUCGAGUGGGAUCCAUUUUCAAUAUUUCUUCAUUUGCCAUUAAUGCAAGUAUGACCAAUAAAUUUCAAAUGCCAAAGGAGAUAUUCCAAUUUCCCAUAAAUAUUAGAGAACUUGUUGAUAUAUAUUUCCAAGUCCAUCAAUGUUAUAUUCCGAUGCUAGAUCGGGUUUCCUUAAUACGGCAUGUAAAUUAUUUACAACUGUUGCCCGAGCAUAAAAGAGGUUCGAUGGAUGGUAAUAUUCUUGCAUUGGUAUGGGCAGUGGUUGCAUUAGGUGAAUUUAGUAGUAUUGGUGGGAGUGUUAAAAAAUCACUGAUUUUUGCUAAGAAUGCCAUUAUGGCACUUGAAAACUCAUUUACAACUACAAUUGAAACAAUUCAGGCAAUGAUUACUCUUGGGUUAGUGUACUACCAUUUAGGUCAAUGGGACUUUUCGUGGGUAUUGAUUUCAUCAGGUACACGAAUGGCCAUUGACGUUCGACUAAUGAGAAAUGCCUCCGACGAAGAUAAUCCAAGGGUUCAAAGCAGUGCCAGUUUGAAUAACAUUAAUAGACAAAGAACCUGGGCCACGGUAUAUUUUGUGAAUACUUUGCUUUGUGCAAGAAUGGGGAGAUCUCCUGUUGUGAGAGCUCUGGAUUGGCCAGUUCCAGAAAUUAACAACGAUGGGUGGGAAGAGUGGCUGCCGUGGGAAUGCUAUUAUGCGCCAAAUGAAAUCAAAUUAGAGAGUGGCAAGUUUUUAUCGACAUUUAAUGAAACCCUCAAAGGUGUUUACAUUUUGAAUCUAGCUAUUACAUCUACAAUUGACACUUCCAGAGGUUAUUAUCAAAAUGGAGAGGUAAAAUCAGAAUUCAAAAUUAAUUAUGACGACAGACAGAAUUCAAAUAACAUGACUUUAGAGAUGUUUAAUGACAUGAUAGACGCAUGGCUGAACCAAUUACCUGAAUCCUUCAAAGACGACCAGUCUAACACUGGUUUGAAGCUGCCAUCAACUACUAUAUUGGUGUUACUUCGUGGAUUGAUCUGGUGUGUUUUAGCUGUUAGGUUGAGCUCUCUUAAAGGCAAUAGUGAGAUUAAGGAUCAAAUUAUUCAAUUCAGAAAUCAAAAAUAUACGGAAGCCAUUGUGGCAAUGAAGAGAUGCAUCAAUGAAAACAGCGAGAAUAUAUGGAAACAUUAUUUUUUAUUUGAUUAUUUCUUAAUAAUGACAUUUAACUUCCCAUAUAUGAUGAAUUUUGAAUCUGAAUUUAUGAAAUAUGCUCACAUUCAAGAAAUGAAAAAUAUUCUUGUUAGUUGUUCAGAAACUUCAAUCCCUUGUAGUAUAUGCUGGGACUUGUUGAAAAUCAUGAAUAAUGGAACCAAACAAAGGGAGUCUUCUAAACUUCACGAUACACCCAAAGCACAAGAGUCUCCGACAAUAGCUAAUUUGCUAAAUGACCAAGCUGACACCGAGGCAGUUGGACCCCAGCCGCCAACAGAAGUACAACCAGUUGCAUCAGUACCACCAAUGGCACCCGUUGCACCAAAUCUGUCGUUGACUUCGGUAGCUCCGGCUCCCGAAUCAGCACCAGCACAGGUGGCUGCACCCCCACUAGUAAUGGCCCCAGCAGCCCCACCAAUAUCAUCAUCAGGAAACGCUCCUUAUAUUUCCAAUGAUAAAAACUGGGUAAACCAGUUUGGCCCACCAACAACGAUGCUACAAGAUUUACACCAAGUACAAUCUCAACCAAUAUAUCUGAACUCAAAUUUUCAUCAGCAGCAUAAAUAUUAUCCACAUCAAAUACUGCUAGAAGAACCAACUCUGCUGUUGUUGCAGGUAAAUCAGAUCAAACAAGAAAAUACAACCCUGCAACCUAAUAACCAUAAUCCGAACGUAAAGUAA
Messenger RNA from Candida albicans SC5314, 2766 nucleotides. RefSeq names its product Zcf10p (gene ZCF10). The record is from RefSeq and is a predicted model, not a curated record. Gene Ontology annotation, biological process: DNA-templated transcription; positive regulation of transcription by RNA polymerase II. Bases 1 to 2766 code for a protein of 921 amino acids. Gene Ontology annotation, molecular function: DNA-binding transcription factor activity, RNA polymerase II-specific; zinc ion binding; DNA binding. Lineage: Eukaryota; Fungi; Ascomycota; Pichiomycetes; Serinales; Debaryomycetaceae. The transcript has a single exon.